ACCACAUCUUAGUCCCGCCGGGGCCGCCGCACACAAUCCUGUCAGUCUGCCAGCAUUGUCGGAUUCCUGCUCCCGUUUUAACGAAGUGCCGCGGAGGAAACUUUGAGAGGUGGUUUAACGUUAAAAAAAAAAAAAAAAAAAAACACACAGAGAGAGAGAAACGCGGGUGAAAAACGGGAGCACAAACCGGAGGCUGUCUGUCUUUAUUGUCCGAGCCGUCAGCGUGGCGUGGUCGACUGCUGCACCGAGUCCUAAACCUUAAACCUGACCACAUACCUGCUUUCAUCGGAUGCUUUGAAGACUAUCUGUGGAAGAGCCUCGGUAUUAUCAGACAUGGUGAAGUUGACAAAGGCCAAAACGUUCCAGGCUUACCUGGACUCGUGCCACCGUCGCUACAGCUGUGUGCACUGCCGCGCCCAUCUGGCCAACCAUGACGAUCUUAUUUCCAAGUCUUUCCAAGGCAGUCAGGGCCGGGCCUACCUCUUCAACUCUGUGGUGAACGUUGGCUGUGGUCCUGCGGAGGAGAGGCUGCUGCUCACAGGACUUCACGCCGUGGCCGAUAUCUACUGUGAAAACUGCCACACCACGCUGGGCUGGAAAUAUGAACAGGCCUUUGAGCUGAGUCAGAAGUACAAGGAAGGGAAGUACAUCAUCGAGCUGUCCCACAUGAUAAAGGACAACGGCUGGGACUGAGAGGGAAAUCUCCAUCUUUCUUCAUGACUUUUUUCAAAGUUGCAUCCCCUUCGACUUUACAAGGGUUCCAGUGUAGCUUCCUCAUCCCGCGUAUGAGCCAUCGCUGUGCCACACUUUCACUUCGUACGGCUUUGCCAAGAAUAGCAUGUGAUGCCUUAUCUUUUUCUGUUCUUCAUGUGUCUCCAGCAGCCACGACAACACAUUUGCUGAUACUGCUAUCCCAAUUGCUAGUUGUGCUGGGACAUGGAGUGAAUGAGUGCAGGGUUUGUGUGUGAAAGACUGGGAGACAAAGUCACACAGGCACACAGGCACUCUCUCUCUGUCUGUCUGUCUGUGUGUGUGUGUGUGUGUGUGUGUGUGUUUGUGUGUGUGUGUGUGUGUGUGUGUGUGUGUGUGUGUGUGUGUGUGUGUGUGUGUGUGUGUGUGUGUGUGUGUGUGUGUGUGUGUGUGUGUGUGUGUGUGUCUGUGUGUCUGUGGAUUUUUAAGCGUGUGUUUGAGUGAUAUCAGCGACCACCAAGAGAGUCUCGCUCUGUGGCGGUGAGGCCAGUGCAAGUCAGAUAAUAUGGCAUUCUUACACAAAGUAUUUGGGUUUUCCUUUAGAGUUUAAGGUGCACACUUAGAUGUGUCUGGCCCAAACCGAGAAAAGUAGUAUAACCCAUUUCUUAUUAUUUCCAGUGAUCCAAGUGUAUGGGAAUGCUUAGAGCAGUGGGAGGACUUGUUUUUUUAUUAUCUAUCAAUGAAAUUGAUGUUUUUAUUGUCAGAUCAAAAAUACUUGUUCGUAUUUUGCCAAAAGCAAUCAGGGUGUUGAAUUAGUAAUGUUUAAAGCCCGCAAAAGUAUCCUGCAAGAAUUCAUACAGCUGGACUAUGAGUGAGUUCUGUUUGUAGGUAUACAUUUUAGUGUGUGUGUGUGUGUGUGUGUGUGUGUGUGUACGCACAUGCAUGUCUUUCUAUCUUUGAGAGAACCAAUUUCUGUUCAAAACCAGCGUUGUGAGGACAUUUUGGCAGGUCCUCACAACUUCAAAGUGCAAGACGUGUGUUAAGCCUUGGUUUUAAGGUUUUAACAUUAGAACUGAGUUUAGGGUAAGGCUGGGUUUAGACACUUAGUUGUGAUGGUUAAAGUUAGGCUAAGGGGUUAGGUAAUGCCAAUGAGUACUCAAAAGGAUAUAAAGACAAACGUGUGUGUGUGUGUGUGCGUGCUGAGGAGUUGUAAACUGGACGGUGUUGAGAAAAAAUGAAUCCGGGGUUCACAUCUAGAGUUUCCACUGCACAGUUUUACUUAAUGCUGAUGAGAUCUAUCCUCCAUGUGUUUGUGUAUAGCCUAACACUGAGCUGCCCUUACAGAUACAUUUACUCAGUUGUGAUUAGGAUUAUGUAGCAUAUUUAUGGUGAUUUUUAAUGUCUGCUUCUUUCAUUAAAGUGUAUUAUUUUAACCUGAUCUUUCAUUAAAAUACAGUGUGUCUGUAA
Molecule: messenger RNA, 2157 nt
Organism: Scomber scombrus (Atlantic mackerel)
Lineage: Eukaryota; Metazoa; Chordata; Actinopteri; Scombriformes; Scombridae
Gene: ypel3
Product: yippee-like 3
Exons: 5
Coding region: 334-693 (119 amino acids)
Source: RefSeq, a predicted model, not a curated record